CUCGGUCUGUGCAUCAAUUGUCUUGGAAAUGGUCAUAGAGUGGCGCAAUGUUCAUCGACUCAUCGUUGCCGAUCCUGUAAUCGGAAUCAUCAUUCAUCUUUGCAUCACUCUCAGCCGCAACAGCCACCCCAAUCAGCAGCAGGACAAUCUUCAACUACUGAACCGGUACUCCAACCAGCGCAACCCUCCUGGCAAACGGCUCAUCAAGCUGCUUCACAUUCUCAUAUGGAGAUCGCAGCAGAUGAUCAAAUUUUGUUGGCAACAGCUAUGGUUUUGGUAAAGGAUGCCACAGCUUCGCCUUCGUCGUGAAAAACACCACAUUGGAAUUCGCAGUAUAGGAGACUCCCUUACUAGUUUGAAGGCUCGUACGACUCCCUCUAUUAAGUCACGUACUUCCGGCUAUCAGCUCACUCUCCAGUUUGGAAUCACAUCCCAUAUUGCCUACCAGCCAGAUAGUGAGAUCGACAUAUCGAAUUGGAACCUACCAGCUAACACUCCAUUGGCUGACGAAUCGUUCUAUAGGACUAAACGUAUUGAUUUGUUACUGGGGACCGAAGCCUUCUAUGGAGCUCUAGCUGUUGGCCAGAUUCGCAUUGGUCCAAAUCUUCCCACUUUGCAGAAGACUCUUUUUGGUUGGGUUGUUGCUGGGAGGUACCAGCGGCAAUAUAACAGACAGCCACCAUUGUGCUUGGCGACUGUAGAAGAGUCGAUCGACAAGAAUUUGCAGCAAUUAUGGAAAGUGGACUCAUUUGUCGAUCCAAGCGCUAGAAUGCUCCCAAAUCAUCGUCGCUGUGAGGACCAUUUCAGGGACACAACACAUCAGGAUGCCAGUGGGCGGAUUGUCGUUCGCUUGCCAUUUCAAGAAGAUCCAAGUUGUCUUGGAAGUUCCUUCGAUACAGCUCGAACUCGAUUUUUUGCCAUUGAGAGACGUCUCGCUCGUCUACCGGAAAUUCGCUCGCAGUAUAUCUCGUUCAUGCAGGAAUAUGAAAGUCUCGGCCAUAUGUCCCUCGUACUGAAUCCUAACUUGGAAGAACCGCAUUAUUAUAUACCCCACCAUUUCGUUCUGAAACCAAGCAGUACCUCGACGAAGCUCAGAGUUGUCUUUGACGCCUCUUGCCGUACAACAUCUCAAAAGUCACUUAACGAUCUACUUUUAGUCGGCCCUACCAUUCAGGAUGAGUUGUACUUGCAAUUGCUGCGGUUCCGCAUGCAUAGGUUCGGCAUCACAGCCGACGUCACAAAAAUGUACAGGCAGGUACUUGUGAGUGAGAAGGAUAGAAAAUUCCAGUACAUUUUGUGGCGAGCAUCUCCAAAUACGGAUCUUCAAACCUACCAACUCAAUACAGUGACAUAUGGGACUGCGUCUGCCCCAUUUCUCGCAACUCGUUGUUUGCAUUACUUGGCUGAGGAUUGUAAGGAUGCAUGGCCAUUAGGGGCUGCUGCUGUUAAAACUGCAUUUUAUGUUGAUGACCUUUUGUGUGGGGCUGAUGAUAUAGAUACACUCUUCAAACUAAAAACUGAAAUCACAUCAACUCUCGCUCGUGCUCAGUUUCCAUUAUGCAAGUGGCAUUCAAAUCAUCCAGGCGUGAUGGAAGACGAAUCUACCAAGGAUUAAACAUUUUAGAAAACUCAGUCAGCAGCACACUCGGCUUAACUUGGCAUCAACGAAGAGAUGCAUUUAGUUUGACAUUUAAUCUAAAGGAAGUCUAUCCCAAUACCACAAAACGAACAAUUUUGUCUACUGCGUCGUCGCUAUUCGAUCCAAUCGGUCUGCUAUCACCGUUAGUCAUUGUCUCUAAGAUCAUUCUUCAGGAGUUGUGGCUUUUGAAACUCGACUGGGACGAGUCUGUCCCCCAGAAUUUACGCCACGCAUGGAGCAAGUGUUUGGAAUCGCUGAAUUCACUGUCGUCACUAGCGGUACCUCGUUUUUGUUUGCAGCCUGAUACUAGGAGCAUUCAAAUACAUGGAUUUGCGACGCAUCGAUUCAUGCAUACGGCUGCUGUGUUUAUGUGCGCACGGAGAAUUCGCUUGGACAGGUCACAGUGAAAUUGUUCACUUCUAAGUCUAGAGUAGCACCAGUGAAGAAACAGUCUCUUCCGAAGCUUGAACUAUGCGGCGCACAUCUACUUUCUCAGUUGUAUAACAAAGUCAAGGCCAUAUUCAGUAAACACACUAUCACAUCUUAUUUUUGGAGCGACUCACAGAUCGUAUUGCAUUGGUUGCAACAACACUCAGUCACCUUAUCAACCUUUGUUGGAAAUCGAGUUUCCGAUAUUCAGGAUUUAACGUCUGAUGGAAAAUGGCGCUAUGUGCCAACACAUCAAAACCCUGCUGAUAUUCUGUCGCGAGGCUGUAACGUGAGCGAGUUGAUUAAGUCUCCAUGGUUUUCGGGUCCUACGUUUCUAGUCGAAGAUUCACUAAACUGGCCCGCAGCUGGUGGAAAACUUGAUAUUGACAUGGACGUGGUUAACUCGGAGAAUCGGAAAAGUUUGUUUGCUGCCGUACACGAGACAAAUAAUAUCCUCAACAUCGUCGAUAAUAUCAGCUCGUACACUCACAGUCUGCGGCUCAUUGCUUGGAUGAUUAGGUUCAUAAGGAGAUGUCGGAAGCAAUCGACGUUUACCACAACCUCACCGACGGCAGAUGAACUUCGUUUUGCUUCACUUUGCCUUAUUUGGAACAUUCAACAAACUCAUUUUGUACAGGACAUACGUUUACUUCAGAAGCAAAAACCAUUAAAAAGCAGCUUAAAGUUUUUUACUCCCUUUUUAGAAGUCGUGAACGGAUUCGAACUUAUCAGGGUUGGUGGACGUUUGGAAUACUCAGACCUACAAGACGGUCAAAAACAUCCGUUGCUGCUGCCUAGUCAGUCCAAAUUUGUAUGGAACUAUAUUCGCCAUUUGCAUCUUCGGAACUAUCACGCUGGACCUAAAGCCCUAGUCGCUCUCAUUCGUUUGGAGUAUUGGAUCGUUAACGCCAGAGACUUGGCACGUAUAAUUGUUCGCUCCUGUGUACACUGCGUUCGCUACAGACCGAAGCUGCUACAACAACUCAUGGGCUCAUUACCGCCUACGCGACUCGCUCCGGCUAGACCCUUUGAACGCUGUGGAGUUGACUUUUGUGGACCCAUCAACACAUAUCUACGCAUUCGAGGAAAGGGACCUACAAAAGCAUACAUAGCCGUGUUCGUUUGCCUUCUCACCAAGGCCGUU
Molecule: messenger RNA, 3212 nt
Organism: Drosophila miranda
Lineage: Eukaryota; Metazoa; Arthropoda; Insecta; Diptera; Drosophilidae
Exons: 2
Coding region: 284-1615 (443 amino acids)
Source: RefSeq, a predicted model, not a curated record